Molecule: messenger RNA, 1566 nt
Organism: Mycena citricolor
Lineage: Eukaryota; Fungi; Basidiomycota; Agaricomycetes; Agaricales; Mycenaceae
Source: the annotation of a GenBank genome assembly
AUGCCUCCGGACGAAGCCACGCUCAGCACCAGCCUCGACACGGUGCGAUCUAUUCACACCCGGUUCCCGCCGUCCCCCUCGCGCUCACGCCCCCCGAACCGCUCGCGCUCACCAUCGCCGUCGCUCCCACCCAGCCCAUCGCUCUCGGCAGCCUCGGGCUCCUCUGUAUCGUCCUUCCCCUCCGUUGCCAGCUCGUUCUUCUUCAGCUCAGCGGCCGUGAGCCCAGGGCCUGCCCAUGCGGAGGAGGACGAGACGCUCAUCAUCCCGGAGCUCGUGCUGCCGCAACCGCAGCCACGGGUGCGGGUGUCAGCAUCCGAUGUCGUGGCUCGGCUGUUCGUGGUGGGAGACUACCGUGCCGUUGCGAGGAGCCUCACUGGCCCCGAUGGCGGGGUGGAAGAUGGAGGAGUGGAUGAGGGCGGUGCGGGUGCUGUGCACAUCCUGCGAGUGCGCGUAGGUGAAGAUGAUUGGUCACGGACCGGCGGCGACGGAACGCGAGACUCUCCCGGCCCCGCACACGUACCGAUGGUCGAGGUUUACGGUGUCGACUCUAUGCAUGAGCUCGACCUGGACGCUCUAGCACACCGCAUCCUCGCGCCAUUCUAUGUCGUCUCGGAUAUUCUCGCCCCUCCCGUGCUGUCAGGCGACAAGUCCGUGCUGCAGGAUAUCCUCGCGGGCCCGUCGGUGCCGUUGUAUACAGCACUGAUCGUCACGUAUCCGGAGGGAGACUUACCUGCGCCUAUCGACCCACACGUUCCGCUUUCGUAUCUGAUCCCGUCGCUGUCUGCACACCGCCCGCCGAAUGACGACAUCACCGGAUUCAUCCCCGCCACCCUACGAUCGCUGAUCCCCGUGAUACCUCUGGCCCUACCAUCUCCUUCGCCGCCAUCCUUACAGGAUUGCUCUGCCGUUCAGUCACCAUCUGUAGCCCACCAUCUCAUCCUUGAGCCGGAGGACUCGGUGCUUGGGGACGACCCGGAUGGUCACGUCAUCACUGGGACGACUCCCCAGUCGUCCGCGGUCCUUGCCCCAGAUCCACCGCGGGCACUGCUGUCCCCUUCGACGCUGAGAUCGCUCAGAAGGGAAGCAGCCGGGCUAUUCUUGGCGUGGUGGAGACGGAUCGGGAGUCAAGCUGAGCCCUCCCCGGCCGAAGUGUCUCCGGUCCGUGCGAUACCUCCGGCUGAUGCACUCGCGCUCAGCCUCACCGGGUCGGCGCAUUCCGGUAGUGCCCCACUCCCCUCUCCAGCGCACGUGAGACGGGGGACGAUCACCCGCCGCCGGCGCGUGAAGCUCACGCGGACGCCGUCCUCCUCACCCCCGACCUCACCCGCGCACUUCGUGCCCAAGUCGUUCUACCCGCACGCGGAUCCGCUGCACCUGCCGUCGCUGUUCGCCCUCGCGCGAGGCGUGUGCGGCGCCUGGGCUGCGCAGGAAUGGAGCAACCUGGGCGUCGCGGUCGUCGCUGGGCUGGGUUUCGUGGCCGGCUUGUUCGUUGGUGUAUGGGCUGUAUCCGCCGGGGCGGGAACGGCAGCAGCGGCAGCCCGACCGGGUCUUUCACCGCUUCGCUGA